AUGAUGAUGCUGCUGCCGAUGAUGAUGAUGAAACUCCAGCGAAAGGAUGACGAUUUCCAACAAGAACAUUCUGUCCAGCACAGCCAUCCUGCUCAUGAGGACUACAGAGAUCACAGACUUCAGAAAGAGUUUCCUCUGGGCUUCAUGCUGGCAGAACACAGAGGUCAGACUGUUUCUAUCACACAGAGUUUGAAGGAUGCUGGAAAUGUCAAAGACAGAAUGUUGACAGUGUCCUGGCUGACCCUGCUGUGUGUGAGUGUAACUGUGAGGGGGGCACCUGCACCCAUCUGUCCUCAUGGGCAUCCUGGUUGUCAGGCAAUCUCUCUAGCAGACCUCUUCGACCGGGUCAUUCAACACUCCUCACGCAUGCACGGACUGUCCAGCGACCUCCACUCUGAGUUUGAGCAGUAUUUUAUUCCCAACAAAAUCCAAAUUGGGACCAGGAGGUGCCACACGUCUAAUAUAGUGACUCCGAAUGGGAAGGAAAAUGCAACGAAGCUGGCAGAGGAAGAGUUGACCAAGGUCAUUCUGAAGCUGUUAAUGGCAUGGGGAGAACCUCUGGCUCAGUUUCACGAGAGCAUGACCCAGCACGCGGACUACAACAUCUACAGCAACAACAAAGCUCUGGAGAUGAGUGACAUGGUGUAUGAGCUGAGGAAUGGAGUACAGAAAGUGGCAGAAAAGAUGCAGUUGUUGGGUAUAAUCAGUAACCUCUUGAAUGGGCAGGACUUUUUGGAGGGUCUGGAUGCUGUGGACAGUUCAGAGAUUUUCUCUGUAGAUUAUCCCAACCUGCUUCACUGCUUCCGCAGAGACUCUGACAAAAUCCAGAGUUACCUGAAGAUCCUCAAGUGCAGAAUCCUGCCUGAGAACGGAUGUUAACGAUGAAUGUGGAGUAGGAAACACAGCUACACUGCAAAAUGUGGCAAAUAGGACUGACAGUGGUUUAUCUUCAGAAGUCAUAUUUAAAAGAUUCAAAGAAGCCAAAAACAACUGUUUUAGAAGAAGGUUAGAAAGUUUUAAAAGGGUUGACUCUGGAAAAACCUAGCUUAUAUGUCUACAAUGAAAGUGAAUAUGGUGCUAACCCACAGACAUAAGGCUAUUUUAUCUGUUCAUGAUACACUGAAAUACAAUAAGGUUACAUUUGAAAUGUGAACAUCUUUACAGCACAGCAUUUGACAAUUAGCAAUUUUCUACUUAAUUUGUUUUCUUUUUUUGCAUCUGAUUUUUAGGUCUGCAUGUGUAAAAUGCUGCAUGUUGAUGUAGAAAAUAAGGACAAUAGGUAUUUUGUUUUCAAUGUCUACCUUUUAUUGUAUCUUUCCUAGAUUUAGACUAUACACUGACAUGCCAAAGGCCAACAAUAAUCCUCCUCUUAAAAGCACAGAUCAUAAUUCACUCCAUUCCAAUAAGUGACGUGAACAUUACCUGUAUCCGCAUGACUUUAUGCAUUGUGCUGCUUCCACAUGAUUGGCUGAGCCAUGAAUAAUUAUUGUGAAUAUAGUUCUCCGAAGUCUAAUGGAGCAUUCCAAUAUUACAGUUAAAAUGAUAGUUAAGAAGCCUGAAGUGAUUGCCUAGACUGGUGUGUAAUUUUGUGGGGGACAUGCCUUAUAAAUACAGAAACAAACCUGAAAGAAAUGCUAAAGAUAAAAGCCUAGGUAAUCAUGUUCUAACAUAAAUCAACAUUUGUUAAGUUAGUAAACACUUGUUUGUGACAGAAUCUUGGUUUGGCAUGCAU
This is a messenger RNA of Astyanax mexicanus (Mexican tetra), 1732 nucleotides long. RefSeq names its product prolactin-like. Gene Ontology annotation, biological process: positive regulation of receptor signaling pathway via JAK-STAT; response to nutrient levels. Gene Ontology annotation, cellular component: extracellular region. The transcript is spliced from 5 exons. Gene Ontology annotation, molecular function: hormone activity. The coding region runs from base 1 to 879 and encodes 292 amino acids. Lineage: Eukaryota; Metazoa; Chordata; Actinopteri; Characiformes; Acestrorhamphidae. The record is from RefSeq and is a predicted model, not a curated record.